CUCUUCCACUACAUCCUCGGUACAAUGCGUCUGUUAAAAGUGUCCGAUAGGGAGCUUGUUGACUUUUUAUCAGACAGCAUACCCCCCUAUGCUAUCCUGUCACACACAUGGAACAAGAAUGAAGUUAUCUACGAAGACAUCGUCAAUGGCACAGCAAAGAGCAAAGCUUCCUAUUCCAAGGUCGAAGGGGCGGCGGACCAAGCUGCCAGCGACAAUUUGGAGUAUGUGUGGAUUGACAACUGCUGCAUUGAUAAAAGCAGCAGUGCUGAGCUCUCCGAGGCCUUGAACUCCAUGUAUGCCUGGUAUCAGGAUGCGACUAUAUGCUACGCAUAUCUUUCUGACGUACCAUCGGAUGUCGAUAUCAAAGACCCAAACUCUGGAUUUGCGCGCAGUAGGUGGUUUACUCGCGGAUUCACCCUCCAGGAACUAUUGGCACCGAAAGAAGUCAUCUUCUUCUCUGCUGAGUGGAAAGUGAUCGGGAAGAAGACGGAGCUGUAUGAAAUAUUAUGUGCGAUCACGGGUAUCGGUAUCCAGUAUCUCCGUCAUAAAUUACCUCUUUCCUCGGCUUCAGUCGCCAAUCGAAUGUCCUGGGCUGCAAAUCGACGGACAUCUAGAUUGGAGGAUGUCGCAUAUUGUCUACUGGGGAUUUUCAACAUCAAUAUGCCCUUAUUGUAUGGUGAACGUGACCGGGCAUUCCUUCGCCUGCAAGAAGAAAUUAUGCGCCAAUCUGAUGACCAGUCAAUCUUCGCCUGGCGGGAUCCAGAUGCAGACUCCAAUACCCUUCAUGGCCUAUUGGCGACAUCACCCAAAAAAUUUGCCUUGUGCGGGGAUAUGAUCCCGUAUGCGAACUGGGAAGUCCUUCCUCCCUAUUCCAUGACUAAUCGCGGACUUCAGAUUGAUUUCCAUCUGAAGAAAUGCCCCAAUGAAGAAGAUAUAUACAUUGCAGCUCUCAACUGUCCCAUGCCACCGCUGUAUAAGGGUGGGAGCUUUCUAGGCUUAUUCCUGAAAAAGCUCUCCACUGGCGAUGAGCAGUAUGCACGUGUGAAGAUACAUGAAUUCAGUUCUGUUCAAAACCAACGCGGAUCCCUCAAGACGAUUUUCGUGAGGCAAACCAUCCAUAAUGCCUCGGCUGUUGGUCACGGUGUCUUUCCAUACCAUGUAGCCCAUCUUCGAAAAGGUCCACGGCCCUUGGCUGUCGCCAAAAGAAAAGAUUUGUCUGAAGCGGUGCGGGUUAUUCUCCCUAGGCCAUCAAGGCAGAUCCACCACUUCAAGUCUACACUUGGGAGGCCAGGGCCAACACCAGAUUUCAUUUAUGAAUCUGAGAAGGCACGCAAAGAUUGGCUGCCGGACAAUUUUCCGUAUGAAAUCUUCUUGCCCAAAGGAGCGAGAAAAAUAGCAGGAGCAGUCCUAUUUGAAGGAGGCAUCAACAAAAAGCAGGUCUGUGUGAUGCUCGGGUCCAUGGAUGGGUUUGAUAUUGGAUUUGACGCGAUAAAACCUCCACGUGACUUUAAUUUGCAAAAACCGCCGAGCCAUGUGUUGGCCCUCCUCCAGCAACAUUUCCACCCAAAACAAGUGGGAACCGAAUUUUUUCUGGAACAGAGUCACGUCACAGUUCACGUGAGCCAUGGAUCUACAAUGGUGUCAAGUACUACAUGGUGGAUUUAGAUGUGGACUUCGAAAAUUGCUCAUCACAGAAGGAUAAAUUCAAAGGCCCACGACAUAUAAGCAAAGAUAAGCCCAUUGAUCGCGUUGCUGUAUCUCAUCCUUUGACAUUUCGUCUUCCACGCAGGUGAAAUUGCAAACACGACAUUUCUACCCCCAUUAAACUACCCGAAAUGACCAUAUUGAAUCAUGGUACUAUGUUUGGUGGAGGAGUCGUUACACUAGUUAUUAACCAAAUGAAUGAAAUGAUCUUAACACCACUGGUGA
Aspergillus wentii DTO 134E9 is the source of this 1929-nucleotide messenger RNA. RefSeq lists its product as uncharacterized. NCBI's taxonomy places the organism in Eukaryota, Fungi, Ascomycota, Eurotiomycetes, Eurotiales, Aspergillaceae. The record is from RefSeq and is a predicted model, not a curated record. The transcript has a single exon. The coding region runs from base 25 to 1665 and encodes 546 amino acids.